Xiphophorus couchianus (Monterrey platyfish) is the source of this 2651-nucleotide messenger RNA. RefSeq names its product nuclear factor 7, ovary. The record is from RefSeq and is a predicted model, not a curated record. Gene Ontology annotation, molecular function: protein binding. The transcript is spliced from 10 exons. NCBI's taxonomy places the organism in Eukaryota, Metazoa, Chordata, Actinopteri, Cyprinodontiformes, Poeciliidae. Bases 138 to 1538 code for a protein of 466 amino acids.
AUGAGUCUGCUGUGAGGCUGGGCGGUGGAGGAAACUUCCUUCUUCCAGUGUUCAAUAAAAAGCUUGGACGAGCAGCGUUACCUGUCCACUUCUCUCGACCAUCAGAGCUGCAGCAACGCUCCGACAACACAACAGCCAUGAAUCAGGAAGAAGGCGCGAAGUUAAAAACGAUCCUAAAGCGCAGCAAACGCGUCAGCCUGCUGCUGGACGAUGAGAGUGGCACCGCCACCCAGAGCAGCUCCAUCGGGGCAGUUCGCUGGAAGUUGCCGGAGGAGAGCGUCCAGCCCCACAGUUCUGCCCCCACCGUCCACGCUAACCACAACAAGAGCUCGCAGCAACACGUUCGCCAGGGCAGCUUGAAGGACCUGCGCAGCCUGGAGGAGUGUGUCCAGUUUAUUAAUCACUGGAAGGAGCAAGUGGACCAAGUGUGCAAGCAUGGUGGCACCGAUCCAGGGGAGGGAACCAGCAAGGCGGAGGCCCAGAGAUCCGACCGGCGCACCGAACGCAGCCUGGAGGAGAGCAGAAAGCUGAUCCUGGAGUGGGCCGAUGAGCUCCGCCAUGUUGACAAGCUUCUAAAGGAGACCCCACGGAAAUCUGUCAGUCAAAAGAAAGGACCUAAAGAAGAGCCCAAAGAGGAGGGACAAACGCGGAUCAUAGAGUGGGCAAAGGAGCUGCAGAAAGCGACCGAGAGCUGCGGCGUGCCGAGCGAGGAGUUGGGCAAAGUGCUGCGCCUGCUGGGCAUCAAGAAGAAACGACUUUACAAGCUGCUGCCUCUGCUGGAGUUCAUCACCUGGUCUCUGCUCAAGGAAGACAACACGGCAAUGGUUUCCCAGAUCUGGUUGCUGGCGAAGCAAAGGACCUGGAAAGCAGGACUACCCAGAUACAUCCCAAACUCAGUCUGGAGCUGGAUCUGCAGCGCAGCAGCCGACGUGAUUCUCGACCCCAUGACCAACCACCCCUGGCUGCAGCUUUCAGAUGACCAGCGCAGGGUGCAGGAGGGCCUGUCGGAGUCGGAGCCCCCAGAGAGCUCCCAGCGAUUCGACAGCCUGCCCUGCGUGCUGGGCUGGGAGGGCUACAACAGCGGCCGCCACUACUGGGAGGUGGACAUCGCCAACAACGGCUACUGGCGGGUCGGCCUGACCACCGCCAACUCCGAGCGGAAGGGCAACUUCCCCAUGACCCCCAAGAAGGGCUACUAUGUCCUGUGGAGAAGCACCCACAACUUCUACGCCUGCAGCAAGCCGGAGACGCCGCUGCCCGCCGCCCUCAUCCCGCGGCGCCUCGGGGUUUACUUAGACUACGAUGAAGGCCAGAUCUCCUUCUACAACGCCGAGACCAAAUCCCACAUCUACACCUUCACAGGGAGCUUCGGGGGCAAGCUGUACCCUCUGUUCGCACCCAUGGAUGGCCGCACGCUCAUGACUGUCAUCAAGCCGCAUAAAAUCUCUGGAGGCACCGGAGAACCUAAGAAGAAGGAGUUUGUGAAGAGUCCCAAGAUGAUUAGAAAGGUGUUGUUGGAAGACGGCACCCAGCUUUAAAAAAAAAAAAACAAACCCAGUCGAAAGUACUGAUCUGUCAUAUGUUUCUUACGUCCGACUUCACUCGAACGCAGCAUGAGAUCACGCUGUUUGUACAGGAGAGAUUCGAGUCCGUCUAUGCAGUUAACACAAGGACCUUCAGUACCUCCAGGCAAAUGUUUGGUCUGUUUAACGUAGAAAUGAAGAAAUACCAUUAAACAAAACAGUUUAUGAAACCUAAUAAACGUAAGAAAAAACAACUCCUAAACUAUUAUAGAAAAUAUUUUUGACAAAAUAAUUUUUAUUUUUACUUUGCUCAAAUUUUAGAUCCAGGCUACACCGCUGUAGGUUAAAGAUUUAUUCUCACAACAUCAUGCGUAGGCUAAGUCUAUUUUAAAAAGAAAUCACAAAACAGUCGUUUUCCCUCUAAAAGUAAAGGCCUGUACGCACGAGAGGAGAGAAACUAGUUCCUUUACCUGCAGGGUGGCAAGAAGUACAACAAGUUCCUCCUGGUCAGAACAUUUCAUACUUCUGAAACAACUCAAGGUCAAAGUUCCUCCCGCAGAAACCUUUGAAAUAGAAACAACGAUCGUUUCAAGACUUUGACCGACCACACACCAGUUAUCACAGUGAGAUAAAGGUUCUGCCCAGAAGACGGAAGAACUCCCAAACUGGAUCAGUAAGAACUGAAAAAUGAGAUUUUACUCCCUUUUGGGAGGGAAAAAAUUUCUCUGUCCUUCCAGAGUUCAGGUCUCGAAGGUGGAGUUAGAAAAGAAAACGAAAAAUCAAGAACCAGAUGCUUCGUGUUUCUCUGGUCUGUAGUGAAAGAGAUUCAAAUCCAGAUGGGCUGCCAACCAUCUCAUUUAUUGAAAUAGAUACGUUUUCAAGAGCCGCAUGGAUUGAUAGAAUAGAAAUAUUCCACGUUCUCACAGCGAGGAAAUGUAGGAAAAUAUAGUAAACCUUCCUGGCUGCUGAUGAGCCGUCGCACAUUCAGGGGGAAAAUGUAGAAAUAAAACAAACUUAAAACUUUAAGUCCGUCGUUUGGACUCUGUAGCAAAAGUGGAAGACGUCUUAAUUUGGGGUUUGCAAGCUUGAUCAAUAUUUCUCUGAACAGAGAAGCAAAGAUGAUCUGAC